AUGGCUGCACUGGAGGAAGAGCACACUGAGUGGGUUAAGGAAGAAUUGCCAGACUGGCAGCACGCAAUAUACAUCGUUAACCCCUCCAAAGCAACCAGAGCAGACCCCAGUAAGCUCAUCACCGCGCUGAACAAAGGCCACGAGUCAAUGGCCUACCUCACCUACCUAAUUGACCACUAUGACUCCCUCCCCUCAACCAUCGUCUUCCUCCACUCCCACCGCGCUGGUUUCACCAUGGCCUGGCAUGUUGACGCGCCACUCCAUGAUAAUGUAGCAGCUAUGCGCGCCCUCCAGCUUGACUUUGUCCAGCAUAACGGGUACGUUAACUUGCGCUGUAACUGGAACCCAGGCUGCAAGACCAGUCAUCGCCUUAAUCGCUAUGUUACUGAGCAGGUCUGGGCGGAGAUCUUCAACGGAACGAGUACCCCACCGCUGGACAUGACAGAGUCCCCUGCUACUAGAAUGGGUAUGGAUGCAGCGCACCAGCAGAAAUACCUGGUGAAACCAAAGGAAGUUGGUGCUGCAUGCUGUGCGCAGUUUGCUGUGUCACGGAAGCAGGUCCUCCAGCGGCCACGCGAAGAUUAUAUCAGAUUUCGGCAGUGGGUUAUUGAUACUGACAAGGACGAUGCGACAAGUGGGCGGGUCAUGGAGUUUCUCUGGCAUAUAAUUUUCGGCAAGGGGGCUGUAUAG
Aspergillus pseudoviridinutans is the source of this 690-nucleotide messenger RNA. RefSeq names its product DUF3431 domain-containing protein. Lineage: Eukaryota; Fungi; Ascomycota; Eurotiomycetes; Eurotiales; Aspergillaceae. The record is from RefSeq and is a predicted model, not a curated record. Bases 1 to 690 code for a protein of 229 amino acids. The transcript has 2 exons.